AGUUGGAGGCUACAAAUAAAUAUGACGUAGUGCUCAGUCCUCCCUCCAUGCCAGCAGGUGGCGCAUGCGCGUCCAAAAGUAUGUGCAAACCGCCGCCAGACAGAAGAAGAAGAAACCGCCAUUGACGGUCUCGCGCUUCACAGCCAGCGGUUAACAGCGAUUAACGUCGUUUGAUGUUUUCUGCUGCCAAAAGUCUUUACGUCCGCGCGGCGAUGUGAGGGAGAGGGGGCGGAGCGAUCACGUCAACAUGGAGACCAAACGAGUCGAGAUCCCGUCGAGCGUCUUGGACGACCUGUGCAGCCGGUUCAUACUUCACAUUCCAAGCGAAGAGCGGGACAAUGCUAUCCGGGUCUGCUUCCAGAUCGAGUUGGCCCAUUGGUUCUACUUGGACUUCUGCUUGCAGAACACACCAGGAGCGCCUCAUUGUGGCAUCAGAGACUUUGCAAAGGCUGUUUUUCAUCACUGCCCUUUCUUGUUGCCUCAUGGAGAGGAGGUGCAGAAAGUGCUGGAGCAGUGGAAAGAGUACAAGAUGGGAGUACCAACGUAUGGAGCGAUAAUUCUGGAUGAAUCCCUGGAAAAUGUAGGUUGAUGUUUUUAUUUAUUUGACCAGGAAGAAAAUUCUUACAUUAAAUACAUAAAAUGGAAUAAAACGCAUUAAUGAAUUCAAAACUACGGUGGCCGACAGGGCUCACACUACAUACAAAAGAAACAACAACACAAGAACAUAACCGCAGCACAACAGAAAUGAGGACUUUUCUUUC
Oryzias latipes (Japanese medaka) is the source of this 761-nucleotide messenger RNA. The record is from RefSeq and is a predicted model, not a curated record. NCBI's taxonomy places the organism in Eukaryota, Metazoa, Chordata, Actinopteri, Beloniformes, Adrianichthyidae.